Molecule: messenger RNA, 2556 nt
Organism: Pseudophryne corroboree (corroboree frog)
Lineage: Eukaryota; Metazoa; Chordata; Amphibia; Anura; Myobatrachidae
Gene: SAXO2
Product: stabilizer of axonemal microtubules 2
Exons: 4
Coding region: 104-1519 (471 amino acids)
Cellular component (GO): sperm flagellum; centriole; axonemal microtubule
Molecular function (GO): microtubule binding
Source: RefSeq, a predicted model, not a curated record
CGAGGUCGUUGCUAGGCUACGGCCCGCUUGCAUAGUUACCGAGGGUGCAUCUUCCAGCGCCAGCAGCACCGCUCAGUGAUCGCCGUCCUGCAGCACCGGAGACAUGAAGCGCAAAUGUAUCUGCGAGAUCUGCACCUGCGGGCGUCACCGUUGCCCACAUAUGCCUACCAAAAUAUUUGAGAAAUCUUGGAAACCUUGUUCUCUGACUGAAUAUGUGGAGAAAUACCCUCAGUAUGAUAACAUACAACCACCACAAAGCAUGAAACCAAAGCAUGAGUACCAGGGGAACCGUGGAAAGAUGGAAGGAGUAACAACAUUUAAGUCAGAUUAUGUCCCGUAUGAGGUAACAAAUGUCCCUGUGCGCCCCCACCAAGAGUAUCAGCCGAAGCCCGGUCACAUUGACCUUGGAACAACCUAUAAUCAGGAUUUUAACCCUUACAAAAUAGAACUGGUGGCACCAGCACGACCAGUGGAUAACAGACAAAAGAAUGUGGGAAAGUUUGACACAAAUCCUACAUAUAAAGAUGACUAUAGACCAUGGGACAUCAAUAAAAGGGAACUUGCUAAACAGGACCAUAAUUACCAACCUCCAACUGUGAAAUUUGGAAACGCAACUACAUUCCAGGAUGAUUUUUUCCCAAAAGAGAUAAUGCCAAGAGAGAGUUUCAAGCCCCCUGGUGUAGCGAAGCGCAAUGGGGUCCCUUUUGAUGGCACAACAAGCCACCGCAUUUCUUAUGUCCCGUAUGAUUUAGAACCAAGGUUUGAAAGACAGAAACAAGAAUAUAAGCCUAGCAGCCAACCAUUCGAUGGUAUCACCACCCACUAUCUCAAUUUUAAAGGUGCACUCGGCGAGAAAACAAAAAGCUUCAAACCUGAACAUGGUAAAGUUGGAAGCGAUGCUCGUUUUGAAGGCAGCACUGAGUUCCGUGAUAGCUUUCAGCCAUGGGAAGUUUCUCCACAUCAUGUCCAGAAAUCUGAAGAGUAUAAUCCACCUACUACUCACAUGGAGGUAGACACCACAACUCAUCUGGAUUAUGUACCACACCAGCUGAAUUAUGUUGCCCCAAUUCGCCCCGUGUCCCAUGGAAGAAGAAGCAAUGUGCCCUUCAAAGGAAAUUCUACAAUGAAAGAAGAUUUUCGAGCCUGGGAAGGUAGGCGCCAAGAAAUGAUUAAGCAGGAUCACCAGAUUCCAAAGCCUACUGGAAAAUUUGAUGGAUUGACUACAUUCAAAUCCCACUAUCUUCCUUAUGAGAUGCAUCCAACUCAGAGCUAUAAGCCUUCAAACAUCGCACUACGCAAUUCUGUCCCGUUUGAAAGCGGCACACUCUACCGCUCAGAUUUUACACCCAAGAAGAAUGAAAUCUGUCCUGCAAAUUAUCUAUCUCCUCCUGGCUAUGUCUUUGAGAGUGUCGAUAGCCGAGGCCACAAAAUGUUUCAGAAGAUUCCUACUCCGGAAAUGAAUCUGUUUUCCAACACCAACGAAAACAACCUGGCGAAGGCAAUUGCUGUGAUAUCAUAAUUCAUGUUACACGAAAAAUAAUGUAAGCAUGCUUAAACAUAUUAUGUUGUACUUGUAUUUCUUUCCUCUUUUGAAACAUACAGUUCAUAUAAUCAUUCCUAACCCACACACUGUAAAAUUAUAUAGUAUUAAAAUGAUUAUAUUUUCUUAAACUUUAACACAGAUGCUAACUGCACAAAUAUAUAUUAAGUAAAAAGAAAAAAAUGAAAAUAAUAAAAUAAAAAAACCACACCAGUUGUAAUAAUGCUAAUUACUAUUAGUGUAAGUGUUAAGGAAUUAAGUUCUCAUCUAAUUGGUAAUCAAGGGGGAGGCACUUCCUCUCUCUUACUAUACAGGUCACAUAGAAGAAAGAUACAGAAGUUAGCUUGGGUAACUCACUAGUAAAAUAAAUAUAAAGCAGAACUGUUAAAUAUUUGAUACUUAGGGAUAAUGGCCCUCAUUCCGAGUUGAUCGGUCGGUAUUUUUCAUCGCAUCGCAAUGAAAAUCCGCUUAGUACGCAUGAGCAAUAUUCGCACUGCGACUGCGCCAAGUAAUUUAACAAUGAAGAUAGUAUUUUUACUCACGGCUUUUUCAUCGCUCCGGCGAUCGUAAUGUGAUUGACAGGAAAUGGGUGUUACUGGGCGGAAACACAGCAUUUUAUGGGCGUGUGGAUGAAAACGCUACCGUUUCCGGAAAAAACGCAGGAGUGGCUGGAGAAACGGGGGAGUGUCUGAGCGAACGCUGGGUGUGUUUGUGACGUCAAACCAGGAACGACAAGCACUGAACUGAUCGCACAGGCAGAGUAAGGUUGAAGUUACUCAGAAACUGCAAAGUAGUUUGUAAUCGCAAUAUUGCGAAUACAUCGGUCGCAAUUUUAAGAAGCUAAGAUACACUCCCAGUAGGCGUAGGCUUAGCGUGUGUAACUCUGCUAAAUUCGCCUUGCGACCGAUCAACUCGGAAUGAGGGCCAAUGUUACUAUAGCAAUUGCUAAAAUUGUUAAAAUCACUAGAAAAAAAAUUGUAAAAGUGAAGAAAAUAAAAUGAUAAUGAUUGUGUGUA